Mycena indigotica is the source of this 1464-nucleotide messenger RNA. Its product is annotated as 5-methylthioadenosine/S-adenosylhomocysteine deaminase n1. The record is from RefSeq and is a predicted model, not a curated record. The coding region runs from base 1 to 1464 and encodes 487 amino acids. Lineage: Eukaryota; Fungi; Basidiomycota; Agaricomycetes; Agaricales; Mycenaceae. The transcript has 3 exons. Gene Ontology annotation, molecular function: hydrolase activity, acting on carbon-nitrogen (but not peptide) bonds.
AUGGUGUCCAACUCGAUACUCCUCAAGAACGGGAUAAUCCUGGUGCAUGACGAGAAUGAUCACAUCACGCCGAUAAAAUCUGAUCUACUUGUUGUUGGAAACACAAUCGCAGACAUUCGACCGCACAUCGACGCAUCUAGCCUAGAUACCAUUAUCCUUGACUGCACUCGGAAAUUGGUUUCGCCAGGCUUUAUCGACACGCACCAUCACGUGUGGCAAACACAGUUGAAAGGUCGACAUGCGAAUGAUACUCUCCUGGAUUACAUGCCGAGAGGGAACUCUACCGGGGCGCUCUACAACGCUGAUGAUGUUUUUUGGGGAGAACUGGGAGGGUGUUUGGAGGCUAUUGAUGGGGGAACCACGAUGCUUGUCGACCAUGCUCAUAUCACUCAUGGUCCCCUUCAUGCUCCCAACGCGAUAUCCGCCACUGUUUCGUCUGGAAUUCGCUCCGUCUAUGGUUACUGUGACACCCCCAACGUGACUUCAUGGGAUCCACUGACUUUUGCGCCGUCUACACCCGACUAUUUCGACUCCCAGCUCGCUGAUCUAGCAAAACAACAACCGUUUGGGGAUGGUCGCGUUCAACUUGGGUUGGCUUUCGACAGCUUCUUUCUUCCUAAGGAGAUGGUGAUCGAGCGAUUUGAAAAGGCCCGCUCUCUCGGAAUAAAGCUGAUCACCUCUCAUUAUGUUCGUGGGGCCGUGUUCGGGCCACACUCUCUCGUCGAGUUGCUGGAGGCAUAUGGGCUACUUGGUCCCGACAUUCUCCUUUCGCAUGCAAGCAACGCCACAACGAACGACGCUGUUCUCCUCACGAGCGCCAACGCUCAUGUGGCUGCAACACCGAACACCGAACUGCAAAUGGCUCAUGGCUUCCCUGUGUCAUUCCGCGAUGACCUUCACGCUGUUGCUUCCCUGGGUGUGGACUGCCAAAGCACCAAUCCAGGCGACAUGCUUACUCAGAUGAGACUUGCUCUCCAAGUAGCACGAGGUGCCUAUAACCAGCCAUUUAUCGAUGUCGGCAAGAACCCGAACGUCGUCAAGCAUACCGUCGAGUCUGUGUUCAAUCUCGGCACAAUCAAGGGGGCUCGGGCUGUAGGAAUGGCAAGUCAUAUUGGUAGUAUUGCGGUCGGAAAGCUUGCCGACCUGGUUAUAUUCGACGGAGAAUCGCCUGCAAUGGUUUGUGCUGCCGAACAUGACCCGGUCACUGCCAUCGUGAUGCACGCAUCGGUCCGUGACGUCGAAACAGUGAUUGUGGAUGGAAAGAUUCGGAAGAGCGGGGGCAAGCUUCUGGCUGUUCAGGGUCUAAAUGGUGAGAAAAUGGAGUGGAACACCGUCGCGGAGAAGCUCAUUGAGAGCCGCGUGCGAAUUGAAGCGGAGUAUCGCAAAAUCGACAUGAAAAGCGCUACGGUCCGGAUUAUGGAUAUCUUUCAGAUGCGGCCCGAAAACUUUGUCGAUUCCCCGUAA